CGCCAUAGAAACAUUCGUCUACUGUCGUCCGCAUUUUUUAGAACGAAAGCGAAAGGAUUGCGAUUUUAAUAAAGUUAAAAUGAAAAUUACUACCGUGCAGCAAUUUGAGGUUUUAGUUUCCGAAAUGGAAAAGAAUCCCGCGUACGCCAAAGGUUUUAGGAAGGGCACAAAACCUCUUAACUUCAACAGUUUUUGGAACGUGGUUGCGGAAAAAGUAAAUCCUUUUGGACCUCCAGUUCGUGAUGGAGAAGGUUGGCAUAAAGUAUGGAAGGACUUGAAAUUCAAGGUAAAGAAAAAACUGGUCAACAACAAAACCGAAGCGAGAGCAACAGGAGGAGGAGCCAAUAGACAAAUGCAACUGUCUCCACUGGAAGAAGCGGUGGCAAAUUUGUUGCAGUUUGAGCAGCUAAUAAACCCCAAAGGGAGUGAGUUGGGUUUGGUUGAAGAAACCGAAAUUGAUGAGUUGCUUAACCUUGAUGAAACGACUGCGAGUUCUCAAGUACAGGCAAAUGCAGAAAACGCCGAAGAAUACGUCAUCGAAGAAUAUGUGGAAGAUGAAACACCCACAGUUUCAACAAGAGUGCGGUCCUCAAGAAGCACAAAACCUGCAGAAAAAGAAAGAAUUGAGCUGUUGAGGAAGCAGACCGAAAUACGGGAAGUGCAGUGCGACCAUUUACAGUCCAUUAAGGGAUACAUGAAAGAUGUUUCCAGAUACCAAAGAAAAAGGCAUGAGAUAGAAGAAGAACGCCUAAAAAUUUACAAAAGGAAAGUGCGUAAAGAAGAAGAGCUUUUGGAGCUGGAUGCUGCAAUAAAAAGAAAGAAGCUUGAGUUAUUGGAGAAACAAUUAAGUUCCAAUAUCUAA
Molecule: messenger RNA, 862 nt
Organism: Rhagoletis pomonella (apple maggot)
Lineage: Eukaryota; Metazoa; Arthropoda; Insecta; Diptera; Tephritidae
Exons: 2
Coding region: 80-862 (260 amino acids)
Cellular component (GO): nucleus
Source: RefSeq, a predicted model, not a curated record